Molecule: messenger RNA, 1398 nt
Organism: Ceratotherium simum simum (southern white rhinoceros)
Lineage: Eukaryota; Metazoa; Chordata; Mammalia; Perissodactyla; Rhinocerotidae
Gene: TNFSF8
Product: TNF superfamily member 8
Biological process (GO): immune response; CD8-positive, alpha-beta T cell differentiation
Cellular component (GO): membrane
Molecular function (GO): tumor necrosis factor receptor binding
Source: RefSeq, a predicted model, not a curated record
CCGUCAUUUUCCUACUCGCGCCCUCUGACAUCAGCCACCUUCUCUGUAGCUACAGUUUCUCUGCACUCAGAUAUUAAUCCCUGGAGGUGAAAAAUGAGCCUCUCCCCCACCCUUGCUGCCGCCUUUCGCCUCACGCCCCCAGAGAAGAGUUUCUUCGCGAGGCAGCGGGUGAAGGUUUUUUUCCAAGUCACAUGAUCCAGGAUGCAGGGGAGAAUCCUUCUUGGAACAGAGAUGGGCCCAGAACCGAAUCAGAUGAGGAGAGAUAAGGUGUGAUGUGGGGGAGACUAUAUAAGAAUGGACCCAGGGCUGCGGCAAGCACUCAGCCGAGUGGCCCCUUCUCAAGACACAGCCAUGCAUGUGCCAGGAGGCUCGGUCGCCAGCCACUUGGGAACCACCAGCCGCAGCUAUUUCUAUUUCACCACGGCGACGCUGGCUCUGUGCCUCGUCUUUGCGGUGGCAACCAUUAUGGUGUUGGUAGUUCAGAAAACGGACUCCAUUCCCAACCCACCGGGCAAAUUCCCCCUUAAAGGAGGAAAUUGCUCGGAGGACAUCUUAUGUAUCCUAGAGAAAGCUCCGUUCAAGAAGUCAUGGGCCUACCUCCAAGUGUCAAAGCAUAUAAACAAAACCAAGUUGUCUUGGAACAAAGAUGGCAUUGUCCAUGGAGUCAGAUACCAGGAUGGGAAUCUGGUGAUCCAGUUCCCAGGUUGGUACUUCAUCAUUUGCCAACUGCAGUUUCUCGUAAAAUGCCCAGAACAUUCUGUCGACCUAAAGUUGGAACUUCUCAUCAACAAAGAUGUCAAAAAGCAGACACUGGUGACAGUGUGUGAGUCUGGAGCACAAACCAAAAACAUAUACCAGAAUCUCUCUCAGUUCUUGCUGGAGCACCUCCAGGUCAACAGCACUAUAUCAGUCAAGGUGGACAAAUUCCAGUAUGUGGAUACAAACACCUUUCCUCUUGAGAAUGUGCUGUCCAUCUUCUUAUACAGUGGUUCGGACUGAACCAUUUCUCCUGGCCUUCAGGAAGAAAGAAGCUCUCUACCAUAUAGUACUUCCUCCAUCCAAACACUUGGGCAAACAGCAAACUUUAGACCAAGACUGAAACCACAAAGCGUAUUAAAUAGUAUGCUUCUCCUUCUGUCUCUUGGGAAGAUACAGUUCCAGGGUCAACACUCUGUUUCGAGUGAUGUAUCUUUCAGAUAGAAGGCAGGGAAGCAAUAUGUGGUGGACAGAGUCCCACAAGGGAAUCAGAGGGAUGGAUUUACGCCCCAGCCCAACCACUAACUCAUUGUAUGACCUGGAGCUAUCCCUUUCCCCUCCCUGGAACUCAGGAUCCACAUCAGAAAAAUGAAGGGGCUGGAUUUGAAUUUCUCCAAAGUUUCUUCCAUCUCAGAAGACCAG